GAAGGCAGUUGAGCCAGUUGGUGAGCAGUUAAAUGUGACGCCAAAGUUUGCAGGAAAAGAGCAGAGUAAAGAGAAGGCCAAGUCAGAAGAAAAACAGCAGAGAAAUGACACAUCUGAUGAGGAACUACAAUCCACGGAGUCUGCGGUUUCUCCUGGAUCUCUUCUCUCUUUGGAUGAAGAAUCGCUGGCAGAACGCGCCUUUGAGGAAUACAUGACGAUUAUGGACUCCCUCUGUCCCGAUAAGGUCAACAACUUUGGGUUAUAAUAUAAAAUCUAGAAAAAUGUAUAUUAAUAUGCAGGAUGCAGGAGAAUGGAUUUAUUAUGUCUAAAAGAAUAUCUGUUUAAGGAGUUAAUAAAACAUUCAUAUUUGGUAAGAAAAACACCCAAAAAUACCUUUAAAAAAAUCCUUAAAAUCUAAAAGUUUGUUCAAAACAGCCAAUAUUUCAUUAUGAAAAAAAAAAAAAAUCCCAAUUUUCUGCUGUUUCUGACUAUCCUCAGAUCCAUGAAAACGUGGAGGUCAAAGAGAGUGAGGAUGAGGACGACGAGGACGAGGACGGAGAGAAGGAGAAACUAGAGACAGAAAACAGCAUCUUUCUGAAGUAUCUGGAUGAACUGUGCAGUGAUGAGGACUUUGUCAGAAAAGUGGAGUCGACACUGGAUACAGAGUUCCUGGAGUCCCUCCUCUCUUCAGACCCGGAUAUCCUCGACUUUAUCGCACUGGAAACACAAGAGCAAGAGGUAACAUGAGAAUAAGUUCAGUAACAGAUGUGUAUUGUUGCCUCAUGAUGCGGCAGGUCAAUCUAGGAUUAGAAGAACAAGCCAGUUUCAGUAUUAGUGCCAUUUUGACCAUUAACAUCAACAGUACUGUGCCGCUGUGAGCCAGUAACCGAGGGUCUCUGAACCCUGCAGUUUGACCUUUCUGUAAAAAUAAAGAUGUGACAUAUACUGCAUGUUUAUAAAAUUAUUAUUUUUUUUAAUUUAAUUACUUACUUUCUUUUUGUUUCUUCUUUCUGACUUUGCAGGCGACGCUGCCGGAGCAGUCACAUCAACCUUCUGCCAACUCCAGCAGCGAUCCUAUAACUGACGGGUCAUCUCUGGUGCGUCUCUUAUAUCAUUACUGUAGUUAUUAUGCACAGAGUGAGGGGUUAGAUGUAUAUAUUUAUUUUACUGUCUUGCUGCUGGAUGAUAAGACAUGUUUUAACCUGGGCCUGUGGAGCCUCAAAGAUUUGGGCGUUUAUCAGGCAGGUCGGGUCUAAAGAAAGAUGCUGUUUAGCUGAAUUGUGGCAAAUGUAAGAUGCAGGGUUGUUGGCCUCUACUGCUUCGAUUUUCACAAAUUAAAUCAGAUUUUGAAAGCGCAAAACUAAAUCUCUACAGGGCCCUUUAAUUCUUCUUCUUUCAUAUCUUCCUCUCAGCUGGGAUCGAGACUGAAUGCAGAGCAUCUGGAUCCCCCCGUGUCUCCAGAUCCAGAAUCCAUUGACCUUUUUCCACUGAACGAAUUAAAGCAAUGGGUAACAUGAUACUUUUUUGCUUUAUGACGACAAAUAUUAAGUCAUAAUUCUAUGAGAAAAGUCAAACGCUGGGUUGUGUAUGAAAAGAUGAGAUACUGUAUAUCUGUUUGCAUCUGGGAAAAUGCCACAAGAAAAAUGUUAAUUACCUUAGUAAGUUUUUCUUCUUCCUGUUUUUCCUCUUGGUUUACAGGCGUUGGAGAUGACGGUGCAGGAACAAUCACAUCUACUGUCUGCUGACUCCAUCAGUGAUCCUGUACCUGAUGAAACAUCUCAGACACCUAUAUUGGAUCCUCCGGGAAACUCUGACACCAAUCCAAACCACGAUUGGCAAACUGCGCCUCUGGAUACAGGAUCAAAGGAAAGACGACUGCCAACUGAAGGCACGCCAGAACACUUCAGUCCUGUUGAUGCCUUGUCUAGUCUUUGUCACGAUGGCUCCCUUUUCAUGGAGAAUACUUUCACUUCGUCUCCACACUCUGCCCCAGACAUUCUUACUUUUGAUUUGGAGACAGCAGACCACGAUGUAUUGGCAGUUUUAUUUCUUGCAGAUGACAGUGGUCCAAUCGUGUCAGAAGACGCCGCAAUGUCCCUCUCAAACUUUGCAAACACCCAGUCAGCUCAGUUGUCCCAGAAGACCAAGAGUGGACCUCUACCUUGGGAACUCACUGCCUCCGAGUCCCCCUCAAGUUCCAGUGUUGCAGGGUCAACUGAAGACCCUCCUGCACCUCAUUUCAGUGCUGAUUUGUUGACUGACAGCCCACCACAGUCAGCUGGCCCUCAAGCUCUAAGGGUCCUGGCUUGGAAAGCACUUCCUCCUGCCCAGAUAAGGGAGUCUGAGGACCAACAUAGUCCCAGAAACAUAAACCCAGAGUCCUCGUGCCUAAAAGAUAUGUCACCCAAAGAUGACCUUAACAGUGCAAUCCCGGCGCCAGCCAGUUCGUCCGCUGUGGCAGAUUCCCAUCCAGACUCCUCUGAUGCUCAAGUUGAUGGCAAUUCAUCAGGCUCAGUGCCUGAAGAACAGAUAUUAGAGUCACCAGAAGGACUGCCAAUUUCUCAAGAAUUAGCGUCACCUUGCAUUUUCUCUGAAUUCAGAACAAGAGAGCGACAUGUCACUGAGAAAAAAUGUGAGAACAUUUUGGAAAAAGGUGCUACAACAUCAGAGAUGCCAAAGAAAACAGCAAGAAAAGCAAGAGAAGAAGGGAUGGCUAAAAUGAGUUUUGAACAGAAGGAAGAGAAUAAAGAGAAUGACACCGAACUCGUCAAAGUCAGACGCAGUCAGAGGCUGUCAGGUCAAAAUGAAAAAGAGAAAGCAGGACUUAGUGGUGGAUUCAAAACAGAGAGAGCAGACGAGAGGAAACCAAGUGAAAGGAGCAUUAAGAAAGACGGGGUAAUUUAUGAAAAACAGAGCAGACGGUCCUCGGGAGGAAGACAAUUAUGUAAAAGAGAGGAGAGUAAUUUUGAAGAGCAGAGCCAAGGAACAAAAAUAACACACACAGUCGAGCAAUUUUCCGAGAUGGGAAAAAAAGAACAGCAUCAAAAGCUCAGAGUGGAGAUACAGAGACUCGAAUUGAAGUCACUGCCCUCGCACUGCUCUCCUGCCUCUGCCUCCUGCAGCGAAACAAAGGUAGAAAACACUCUUUCAACCACAACACCACAAGAGAAAAGUGAAAAGGAUGAGGAGAGUAUAAAAAGAAAACAGGAAGGGAUUCAAAUAUCUGGUUUUGUAAGGAGGAGAACUAGGAGCAUAACUACUGAGGAAAAAGCGCAGCUGAUUCCUCCUUCUGCUUCUGGAGAUGGAAGGAAAAGCCAACACUCACAGAUGGAAACAAGUGAGAUAGAGGCCUCACCCGAGAGAGAAAUGCAGGACAGAGUAGAAGUGAAUGUAAAGGAGUUUGCAAAUGAGUCUGUUUCAAGUCCGGUUAAAACAAGCAGAAGCAGGAAAGAUGAAGAGGAGAGUAGCGAGACAGCGAACGAUACAAAUAAAGAUUUGCAAAUAAAGGUGGGCAAGGUCAACGAGGACUCUGCAAACUUCAGUACCGUCUCUCCACCUACAGCAUCAUCCCAGCGGAGCCCGGGAGUUCAGACAGCUCCUCCAACAGACAUGAUAAUGAUCGAUCAAGGCGGCCAGGAAGCCCCAGGGGAAGCACCACUGAAUGACAGAGAUGAGCAUAAGCAUCCUCUCUCAAGCCUGGAGUCGCCCUCUGUGAAAAAUCCCAAAUUAUCCCCCAGUCUAGAUCCAGAGUCGAUUCAACUGAACCAGCAACAAGGCAAAACAGUAGCACUAAGUGAAGACGGAGCUUGUAGACACAGUGAGGUCAUGCAAACGAAGACUUGUGAUUUUUACAGCUCAACGUCACCAAAGCCAAAGGUGUCUAGUCGCAAACCAAGUCCAGACCAGACAGAAGAUGUGAAAGGUGAGGGGGAAAGGGCAAAUGGAGAAGAGGCAAAACACCCAAGCCUACCGCUGAGUCCGAUGAAAAGAUAUCGGCAGGAACAUGAGGCUUCUGAAGAGACGAAGGUAAAUGAGACAGAAAAUGUGGGGAUUGAGACAGAAAUCAUCAAGAGUCCGAUGAAAAGAGCAAGGUGGAAGAUCAAGAUGGAGGUUGACUCUAGGAGAGCCGAGAAGCAGAGGCAAACAUGGAUUGAGAAAGGCGAUGAGGGGUCCAGCGGCAAGGAUGAAACAUUUGGCGUCUGUACACCAAGGACAAGAAGUAAAACAAAGGCCGUGGACAAACUGAUUUCAAAUCCAUCAUGUUCGACUGGACAAGAAACUUCUGAAGGUGAAGAAACUGCAGGCAAGACGCCUUCAAGAGAUGAGAGGAGUGCAACGAAAACCAGAAUGAUGCUCAGGCGAAUCCAGGUCCCACGCUUUCCUUCUAAGAAACAAAGGCGGCUCUCCAAGUUACCUACAAAAUAUACAGACUUUAUCUUGCACAAACCAAAGGUGAUGGGAAAGAAAAGGCGGGAAAAGGAAAAACAGAAAGAGGUGGGAAAAAGACGGACAACCCAAACACCAAAACCUACUUAA
Molecule: messenger RNA, 4536 nt
Organism: Seriola aureovittata
Lineage: Eukaryota; Metazoa; Chordata; Actinopteri; Carangiformes; Carangidae
Product: NUT family member 2G-like
Exons: 3
Coding region: 1708-4536 (942 amino acids)
Source: RefSeq, a predicted model, not a curated record